Messenger RNA from Elephantulus edwardii (Cape elephant shrew), 962 nucleotides. RefSeq names its product probable dimethyladenosine transferase-like. The transcript has 12 exons. Gene Ontology annotation, molecular function: rRNA (adenine-N6,N6-)-dimethyltransferase activity. Gene Ontology annotation, biological process: rRNA methylation. Lineage: Eukaryota; Metazoa; Chordata; Mammalia; Macroscelidea; Macroscelididae. Bases 21 to 962 code for a protein of 313 amino acids. The record is from RefSeq and is a predicted model, not a curated record. Gene Ontology annotation, cellular component: mitochondrial matrix.
GGCCCCCUCGCCCUGCAGAAAUGCCGAAAGUCAAGUCCAAGGCAGCGGACCGGCGCCGCGAGCGGCAGGAACAGCGCCGGGAGCUGAAGAGCGCCGGAGGACUUAUGUUCAACACGGGAAUUGGGCAGCACAUUUUGAAAAAUCCUCUUAUUGUUAACAGCAUUAUUGAGAAGGCUGCCUUGAGACCAACUGAUGUCGUCUUGGAGGUUGGACCUGGAACAGGCAACAUGACUGUAAAGUUGCUUGAAAAGGCAAAAAAGGUAGUUGCUUGUGAACUUGAUCCAAGGCUAGUAGCUGAACUCCACAAAAGAGUUCAGGGCACACCUCUAGCCAGCAAACUUCAAGUAAUGGUGGGUGAUGUGUUGAAAAGUGAUUUACCGUUCUUUGAUGCUUGUGUCGCCAAUCUGCCUUACCAGAUUUCUUCUCCUUUUGUCUUCAAGCUCUUGUUGCACCGACCUUUCUUUAGAUGUGCUAUCCUCAUGUUUCAAAGAGAAUUUGCUCUCCGACUGGUUGCAAAACCUGGGGACAAGUUAUACUGCAGACUCUCAAUUAAUACACAGCUUUUAGCACGUGUAGACCAUCUAAUGAAAGUUGGGAAGAAUAACUUCAGACCACCACCCAAGGUAGAAUCCAGUGUUGUAAGGAUUGAACCUAAGAACCCGCCACCACCAAUCAACUUUAAGGAAUGGGAUGGCCUCGUAAGAAUCACCUUUGUUAGGAAAAACAAGACACUGUCUGCUGCAUUUAAGUCAAGUGCUGUGCAACAACUGCUUGAAAAAAACUACAGAAUUCACUGUUCAAUCCAUAACAUUGUAAUACCAGAAGAUUUCAGCAUAGCAGAUAAAAUACAGCAAAUCCUAACCAACACAGGCUUUAGUGAUAAACGGGCCCGUUCCAUGGACAUAGAUGACUUCAUUAGAUUGCUACAUGGAUUCAAUGCAGAAGGGAUCCAUUUUUCUUAG